AUGCUCUGGCAUUGCUAUAUUACUGGCGGGUCCUCAGGGCUCGGCCUGGCACUAGCGAUCCGCCUUGUGAAGCUAGGUGCACAUGUAUCAAUUGUGGCGCGCAACAAAAAGCGACUUCAAGAAGCACUUGAAAAAAUGGAGAAAAUUAGACAGUCCCCGGACCAGACCCCCGCAUCCUACUCAUUCUCGGUUACAGAAUCACAAUCUUCUGCUGCUGCAUUGGACGCUGCAUCAGAACCACAUGGUGGAAGAUGUCCAGAUGCAAUAUUUCUUUGUGCUGGUGGUCCCGUUGAGGGCGCGAAACGAAUGGCCAAGGAGGACAUUCAGGGCAAGAUCAUAUUUAUCUCUUCAUUUUUGGGAUUUAUAUCCAUGGUCGGCUUCUCUUCAUAUGCCUCUGGAAAUUUUGCCUUGCGAGGAUUAGCAGAGACGUUGUGCUCUGAGUUUCUUCUCUAUGGAAUUACAGUUCACAUCUUCUUUCCGGGAAACAUGCUCACUCCAGGCCUCGAAGCUGAAAACAAAAUAAAACCUAAAAUUGUUCUUAAACUGGAAGAGACUGACAGUGGUCAGACGGCUGAACAUGCCGCGGAGGGGCUUCUUCAAGGUAUUUUCAGCGGCGACUUUCAUAUAACAAACGAGCUACUAGGAAAUAUCUUCCGUUCUUCAACAAGGGGAGCAACACCUCGCAAUGGCGUGAUUCUCGACGUAAUCUACAGUUUCUUCGGCUGGAUAGGACUUCCCAUCUGGCGUCGCAUCACGGAUUCAACUGUGAAAGGUCACCAAGAAGAUCAUCAUACAUACUUAAAGGAGACUGGGUUGGUGGUGGAGUUAAGCGACUAAAAGAUACGAAGAUGCCCGUCCUCGAUAAACUCUAGUACCA
Desarmillaria tabescens is the source of this 877-nucleotide messenger RNA. RefSeq names its product oxidoreductase. Lineage: Eukaryota; Fungi; Basidiomycota; Agaricomycetes; Agaricales; Physalacriaceae. The coding region runs from base 1 to 837 and encodes 278 amino acids. The transcript is spliced from 7 exons. Gene Ontology annotation, molecular function: 3-dehydrosphinganine reductase activity. The record is from RefSeq and is a predicted model, not a curated record. Gene Ontology annotation, biological process: sphingolipid biosynthetic process. Gene Ontology annotation, cellular component: endoplasmic reticulum membrane.